Plectropomus leopardus (leopard coralgrouper) is the source of this 2807-nucleotide messenger RNA. Its product is annotated as GRB2-related adapter protein-like. NCBI's taxonomy places the organism in Eukaryota, Metazoa, Chordata, Actinopteri, Perciformes, Serranidae. The record is from RefSeq and is a predicted model, not a curated record. Gene Ontology annotation, molecular function: protein binding.
GAAAGAUAUCAAGCCAAUUUGCUCAGAUUUUAAAGGGUUAAAGGUCUGAGCACGUCCUCCGUUACAGCAUGUCCUGCUGGUCAACAUCAGUCACACAUUAAGAGUGUAAAUAUUAAAUAUAUAUGCAGAUUGAUCUUUGUGUAUUUUCCAGCAUCUAACAGAUAAGCAACUACAUCCUCCACUGCUCCCUCUAAAUCUGUGCUGUUAUGUUGAAUUAUUCACCUGAACUAUAAUUAGACUUUUUCCAUUUAGUAGCUCUUAAGGCACAAUCCAUCUCUCUUAUGAAGAACCUUUUUUUGCAAGGAUAAUGUAAUUUUAAUCUUAGGAUUCCAGUUAUCUUACACCGCUGUAGUUGCAAAGAAACAUGUUUUUUUUAUACAUACACCACUUCACUUUUCACACCUUUUCACUUUGUGUAGCCACUGAUGUUUUUGUCACGCCACUUGAUAAUCUAGAUUAUGUGUGAAUCAGCUGGAAACUCUUGGUUAACCUUUGCAAAGCUAUAAUAACCAUAAACACUCAAGGUCAUCUUCACACUCUGUUUUAAGUUAUUUUCAUUCUUCUCCUGUCUCUCGUCUUCCACCCGCUGUCGCUGAUUUCCCUGGUGGAAAUGCUUCAUUAAAGCGCCAGAGUUUAGUGUGUACACAUUAGAGAUGGAGAUGGUGAGAGCAGUCGCCACCUCCACGUGUUCACACACUCUCCCAACUCAGUCACAUGGAGGAACAGAGGGACACACGCGCAGAGAAAACUCCUCAUUAACUAAUGAGCAGGAUGCUAACGACUGCCUACACACACACACACACACAUGCACUGAUUAUCUCAUCCUAUAAUAGAGUGUCAUCGCCCACUGCGCUCUGAUCACACAGCUGUAUUCUCUCUCUCCAUUCAUGAAGUGAAACUCCUUUGGUGGCCGACUCGACUCUUCAGGAUGGAGGCGGUGGCUCUUUUCUCUUUCACAGCAUCAGAAGCAGACGAAAUCAGUUUUCAGGAAGGGGACAUCAUCAAGGUGACAGAAAUGGAGGAUGAUUCUUGCUGGGUCACAGCAGAGAUCCAGGGGAAGCGUGGCUACGUGCCAGAGAACUACAUUUCACUCCUUCCUUAUCCGUGGUUUGCAGGACGGGUAUCAAGACUUGAGGCAGAAAAGCGUCUGCGCUGGCAGGACACUGGAGUGUUCCUGGUGAGGGAGAGUGAGUCAGCUCCUGGAGAGUUUUCCGUCUCUGUUAGCUAUGGUGAGAGGGUGGAGCAUUUCCGAGUGCUGGAGGGGGGCGGUCAGUACUGCAUCUGGGACGAGUCAUUUUGCUCCCUCAACCGGUUGGUGGAUUUCUACAGAACUCACAGCAUCGCCGUGGAGAAAGUGGUCCUCCUCAAAGACCCACCUCCAUCCCCUCGCCUGCUGUCCCACCCUGGACGUAACCCGUACCCCAACCCUUAUAAAAGCAGCUCUCAGGAGUCCCUCCUCUCAGCCCGCCUCUACUCUCACCCAGAGCGGGAGUCCUCCCGGCGUCUGCCUGAACCAGUUGUCGGGAAACCUCGUCUGGCUCACGCCCUCUGUGACUACACCCCCCCUCAGACAGCCCAUCUCCACUUCCUGCGUGGUGACAUCAUCGACCUGCUGGACUGCUCAAGCUCACUGUCCUGGAGGGGGCGCUGUCGAGGCCGAGUAGGAAUCUUUCCACCAGAAUACGUCCAGCCGCUGUACCACUGACACCAUAUCAAACUGUAUCACUGACACUUAUCUUUAAGGCUGUUGUGACUCACCUUUCUUAUCCUGUGACCUAACCAGUGAUGAAACAAUUUGACAGAUAAUGGAUUAGUUCAUCGACCAUUAACAACUAUUUAACAAUCAACUUACAGCAAAAUUAACUGCUGCCAAGUCACCAGAAUAAAAUGUUGUGGUGUUGUUUCUGUAAACCAUGGAUUCAUUGAAUCAUAUCUAUGUUUCAAAAGUGAUGUAUUUCAGAUUACAUGCGUAUAAACUGAGUUUCACACCACUAGGAGCAGGGGAUGAUGGGUAGUGUGACGACUCAGCAAGAGGGAGGGCCAGACAGCUGACAGCAGCAGACCACUGUUCCACACCAACACACAUCAAACUGUGCAUUUACUUUUAACAAGAAGUCAGGAUAUUUUCAGCCAUAGCUUUGGCAACAAAACCAGUUAUUUUUAAUGAGAUGUUAGGAAAUUUUUAGCCCUGUUUGCAUCAAAGAAAACCAGGCAUUUUUUAACAUGAUGUAGGGACAUUUACAGCUGUGUUUAGCCAAAAUAUGAUCUUUUCCUCACCCUAACCAAGUGUUUUUUUUUGCGUUAACUAACCACAGCACUGUCACAACAUAUGAAAUGUACAACUUCAACAUAAAAAUCUUAUAUGUAACAUAUCCAUGGUUUGCAGAAAUGCCAACAUAUAUUCUUGCAGUUGGUUUGUUAACUGAUUACAAGCUCUGUGAUCCUGUUUGAAAACAGUAUUUUCUGCUAUUGUAUAUUUCACAUGAGAGAGCUCCCUGGUUUGAAGCAGGCAGGUUUUCAAUGAUGUCACGUAUUUGCACCAAUCAGGAUUUAGCAACAUUUCAAUCAGAUGUGUGUUGAUGGUUUGUUUGGUUGCUGUUAAUCAAGUCUGAUUAAAACCACAUGCACACAGUCCUAAAUAGUACCUAAGGAGUUUUCUUUAGUUUGAUUAUUUCUUAUUUGGGCAAAAAUAAUUAUUGCAGAGGGCUGCAAGUUUGAAAAUGAAAAAACUCCUACCAAUCCUCUGCAGCUCACUCCUCAUCACUGUUGAGGUAAGUGGCUCAAAGCUACAUUAGCAUAACAGAUUA